AUGGCGAUGACGAUGAACAAGGAUUGCGAUGGGGAUGCCGACGAUGAGUUAGGGUUCUUAUUCCUGAGUUUGCAUCUUCGUGGGUUUCUUCAGAUUACUCCAUUUUUGUAUCUGCUGUCUAUGAUGAAUCCCUCGCCGGUGGUACUUCCUAACGAUCUCAUCUCAGAGGUACUUUCCAUUCUUCCAGUUAAAUCUAUUCUUCGUUUUAAGUGUGUCAGUAACCAUUGGAGAACCCUCAUCUCCGAUCAUGCCUUUGUGAAAUUGCAUAUUAAGAGAUCAAAAACACGAAUUCCAUUCUUAACAUUAGUAAUAAUUCAUACAACAGAAAUGUCCUUAGGCGGCAUUCACUCUGAUUGCAGUGUUGUUCCAUACCCUAUACGUAGUUUACUCGAUAACCCCACGUUCACCCUUUUUGAUGAUCCUUACUAUCAUCUAAAAAACAAAGGAUGUGAUCGUAUAGUUGGUUCAUGCAACGGAUUAAUUCUUUUGGCUGGAACCGGUUAUCUUACAAAUUUCAACCAUAUUUCGAAGUCUAAGAAUAUAGAUAACUGGUUCCGUGUUUGGAACCCGGCCACCAUGACAACUUCUAAAAAAUUCGGGUAUUAUCGCGCCUUUGGUGAUUCUCAACGUUACAACUUUGCAUUCGGUUGGGAUAAUUUGAAGGACAGUUAUAAAGUGGUGGCGUACCGUUACAAUCAUCAAUUCAUAUCACAUGUGAGAAUUCUUAAUAUAGAUGAUGAUGUUUGGAGAAAUGUUGAAAGUCUCCCGGCUGUUCCCACUACUAGAAAUACACAAAAAGUUUUCAUGGCCACCGGAACACAAGGUUACGGUGCGACGUAA
This is a messenger RNA of Vicia villosa (hairy vetch), 840 nucleotides long. Its product is annotated as F-box/kelch-repeat protein At3g23880-like. The record is from RefSeq and is a predicted model, not a curated record. The transcript has 3 exons. Lineage: Eukaryota; Viridiplantae; Streptophyta; Magnoliopsida; Fabales; Fabaceae. Gene Ontology annotation, molecular function: protein binding. Bases 1 to 840 code for a protein of 279 amino acids.